UUAACUAUAAACAUAGAGGAGGCUGACUAUAGAACUCCCUUACAGAAAAGACAGCUAGAUGGAGCAUUGAAUCGAGUGCCAAAAGAUUUCUAUGAAUGCGUAUGGCAGAUAUUGGAACGAACACCAGGUGGCAUUAAAGUAGCAGGUUAUUUAUUACCCCAGCAACCAACCCAGUCUGAUAUGACAAUGUAUGAGUUAAAUUUCUCUCUACUGGUAGAACAGAUGCUGAGUAAAAUAGUUGAUCCUUCUUAUAGACAGAUCAUGGUGGAGACGUUUAUGGUAGUUUCCACCAUCUUGGAGAGAAAUCAAGAAUUAAGUUUUCAUCAGAGUGUGAACAUGGAUCGGAUUAUACAAGAAGCAUUUGAUGAGUUUCAGAAAGAUUUAAGCCAAUCCGAAGGACGCGAGAAACAGGAUGAUAUGAAAUGUUUCUUUAACACACCGCCCAAUAUUAAACGUGGAACAACGAGUUACAUCGGGAAGGUUGUUAUAAAAAUCUUACUGGACGGAGAGCUGAAUGUUCCCACGGAAGAAAUGUGUCUUGUAUGUUAAAUGAUUUUAAUGGAAUGUUUCUCGGAGUUUGUUUUAAUGCCUCAUCUAAUAUUACACACUGAAAGCUAUACUAAUAAAAUUAGUAGCCACAUUUUAUUAGAGGGAGAGCUGAACUUUUCUGAAGACUUAACAAACAAUGCAGGAAAACUGUGCAACUAAACACAGAAAAAAACUAUGUCAAUUCUUAAUUCCAAAUAUGAAAAUUUAAUCCAAGCUGUAGGCUAUGUGAACUUACCACAGGACUGCAUCCGAGCCACCUCUUGUGCCAACUCUACUUCCAAAUAUGAAAAUUAAAUCCAAAGCUGUAGUCUAUGUAAACUUACCACAUGACUGCAUCCGAGCCAUCUCAUAUGAACCUAGUAGUGAGUGGCAUCAGGUGUUCCAGAGAGUGUAAGCAAACCUUCCAUUUGGCAUGAUACCCAUGUGUGUUACCAUAAUGUGGUUUGUUAAAUGUUUAGGAUUUCUAUAAGAUUGUUUUAUAAAACUAACUUUUAUGUACCAAGUAGACAGAUUUUAAUAUAAAUUUAAUGACUAAACCAUACUUUAUGAGCUUAGAGCCGCUAAAUAUUUUAAAAAGACUAAUAUUUGACACAAGGAAAAGCUGACUAUUUCUCUCUCAAGGUUUAUAAUUUACAUAAAAUUAGAUGUAAAAUAUAUCCUACAUUUAUGUGUUGCUAACAAUAUAAAUGUGAAUACAUUUAAAAGAUACAAUUUCAAUCUGAGCUGAUUUUAUUAAUCCUGUUUUAAUUAUGAUAAGAAUCAAAUUGUGAUAUGACGCGAUGUGGGAGUAUAAUCUUUCUGGUUCUACAUGUAGCAUGUUGUAUGUUUCAAAUGUGAUUGUAGUUGUUUAUUUACUAUUGUUGAUUGAUAUUCUAUGAUGUUUGAGGUAUGAACAACUACUUCAUAUAAGAUAGAUGUGGACAUAAAAUAGAUUGAAAAUUUAAUUAGACCUGUCACUGAUUAGUGUAGUCUACCUAUCACUGAUGUGAUUAGUGUACCCUACCUAUCACUGAUUAGUGUACCCUACCUGUCACUGAUUAGUGUACCCUACCUAUUACUGAUUAGUGUAUCCUACCUGUCACUGAUUAGCAUACCCUACCUAUUACUGAUUAGUGUAUCCUACCUGUCACUGAUUAGCAUACCCUACCUAUUACUGAUUAGUGUAUCCUACCUGUCACUGAUUAGCAUACCCUACCUGUCACUGAUUAGUGAAUCAUACCUGUGACUGAUUAGUGUACCCUACCUGUCACUGAUUAGUGAAUCAUACCUGUGACUGAUUAGUGUACCCUACCUGUCACUGAUUAACAUACCCUACCUGUCACUGAUUAGUGUACCAUACCAGUCACCAAUCAGUGUGCCAUACGGGUCACUUACUAGUGUGCCAUACCUUCAAUGAUUAUUGUGCCAUACCUGUCACUGAUUAGUGUACCCUAUCUGUCACAGAUUAGUGUACCCUACCCAUCACUGACUAAUGCGCCAUACCUGUCACUGAUUAGUAUACCAUCCCUGAUUAGUGUACCAUACCUGUCACUGAUUAGUGUACCCUACCCAUAACUGAUUAGUGUGCCAUACCUGUUACUGAUUGGCUACAUGUACCAUACCUGUCAACAAUUAGUGUGCCAUACCGGUCACUGAUUAUCAUUCCAUACCUGUGACUGAUUAGCGUACCAUACCUGUCACCUGAUCUGUGCAUCAUAACUGUCACUGACUAGUGUACUGUACCUUUCAUUGAUUAGUGCAUCAGGGAAGUAAUGUUUCAUUUCUGUAGUUUCAGUGAUAGGUAAGAUCUUUUAGACAAAUGGCUACCAACCACAAACCUGUUAUUUUAAUAUAAAGGUUCAAUAAAUCAAACAAGCCAGUUAUAUCACAGGUGGAAUCAGGUGUAGGUUAUUUAUAAUACAAUAAUUCUGGAAAAUAUGUAAAUAUGUAUCUAAAAAUAAAGUUAAAGUAAAAUUGUAUAUACCCAUAUUUAUUUAGGUUUUCAUUAGCCCGAUUGGUGCAAUAAAUUAGGAUGUUAAACCACAUUUCAUUCAUUCAUUCAUUCAUUCAUUCCACACUUCUCUACAGAGUAAUUUUAAUUGAAUUCUUAGAAAUAUUUAGAUUGUACCUAUUGAUUUUAAAAGUAGUUCCAGGGUUAUUGCCAUUGACUGAUAAACAUAUUAUUCACUCUACAGUGGUCAGUUCUUGACAGAUUUUCAUCCAAUAUUCGGGAAGUGUUACUAUUGAAGAAAUCAUAGUCGCUAUCAGUUUUUAGCUCUUUCAUAAAACUAAUUCCUGAGUUCAUGCCUGUGACUCAUUAUUGUUGACAAACGUGCACUACCAUUGACUCUGCAGAACUAUGUUUUUGCUUGAUUUCUAGCAAUUUUUUUAGAAAUAUGAUUGGUAUUGGGUUAAAGAUGAAAUUACAGCAGGCUGGGGUUUAGGACAGGUCGAGUGGUCUAUCAUGUAUGCUUUAGAUCGUAAGGUCUGUCAUUGAGUCAAGUGGAAAGGUUUUGAUACCAAGCUUAUAUGAAACUAUAAGUAGGGUCACCACACAACCUUCUCUGGCUUUCUAUGUUUCCUCCCACUGCUAAAAACUCCUUUGCAGAAGCUGAUUAUAAAAAUAUAAACAUGUAUGUCAUAGAUAUUUUAGAUGCAAAAUGACCUAGUUUGUGUCGAGUGGACGUUAAACCCCAUUUCUCUCUCUCUCUCUCAUUGCAGCUGCUGGUGGGUUCUAUGUUAUGUUUAUAAUAAUGUUUUUGAUACCCUGUAUGUAAAUAAAUAUUAAUAAUUGUGAAUCUCCGAGAGGUUGUAAAUUGGAAUGUUUCAUUUUUAUUUUAUUACCAUUCUUUGUUUUACUGUUUUGUUUUUGAAGAAAUAAUAAAAUCGUGUCAUAAUAA
Patella vulgata (common limpet) is the source of this 3428-nucleotide messenger RNA. Its product is annotated as phosphorylase b kinase regulatory subunit beta. Gene Ontology annotation, molecular function: calmodulin binding. Gene Ontology annotation, biological process: glycogen metabolic process. The transcript is spliced from 5 exons. Gene Ontology annotation, cellular component: phosphorylase kinase complex. The record is from RefSeq and is a predicted model, not a curated record. The annotation marks the transcript as partial. Lineage: Eukaryota; Metazoa; Mollusca; Gastropoda; Patellidae.